Molecule: messenger RNA, 3339 nt
Organism: Thlaspi arvense
Lineage: Eukaryota; Viridiplantae; Streptophyta; Magnoliopsida; Brassicales; Brassicaceae
Source: the annotation of a GenBank genome assembly
GUUUUCUCCAUCUGCCGUUUGCACCUUCUCUCUUAAAAUAUUCGUUUCUCUCGCUCUCUUAGAAAACUCCCUCUCUUUCUUUCUAGUUUUUACAAUUUAUAAAUUACCAAUAACUCUUUCAUCUUCGAUCCCUCUCCAAAUUUUAUUGUGCAAUUCCUUAUUACAGAGGCUUGGGUCAUCUUUUUCUUAUUUAUAUUGCACCAUUAACGAAGAACACGAAGCUGAUGAUUGGGAUCAACGACAGGUGAGAUGGAUUGGAGCACAUUUGGGGGUGAAACUUCGAAUCGUUUCAACAUGGGGAUUUUGUGUAAUCUUGGAUAUUCUCGGAAAUUCUGGGAAGAUGUGAUGCGUAGUUUUAGAUUUUGAGCGUGAUGGAGUUACUUUGAUGGUUUGAUAAUCGGAUUUGACCCAAAAAAAGGGAUUUUUAAAGUUUUUGGAGUUUCCAUUGAAGCUUGAGGAUGACUAGUGUUCAGCCUCUGCAACAAAAAUCGGAUUCGAGAGAUGACGUUCAUGCCGAAUUCGAGCGAGGUUUGGGGGAAUUCGUGCGCGGGCACUUGGACGAGUGCAUCUCAUUCGGGUCCUGCAGCAACCAGGAAGACGAGGACGAGGAGGAUGAUCAGCUUGUGAGAAGGAGACGAAGGUCUGGUCUCGAAGGGGAUAAUUUGGCUGAAUCAUCAGCUGCGAGAAGGCGCCAAUCCCAAAUUUUGAGCCGUUGGGCUGCAAGGCAGGCUCAGGAUAUGAUCACCACCAUUGAGAGGAGGAACCGUGAGUCCGAGUUGAUCGCGCUGGCUGGUUUGCAAACGGUCUCCAUGCUCGACUCGUCUUUUCUUAGAGAGUCUCAAUCUCCAUCUUCAAGGCGUCAUGGUGCUGCUAGUGAGAGGCCUAGCACUCAGGCAUCAUCCGGGAUCUUGCAGAUGUGGAGGGAGUUGGAAGACGAGCAUGUGCUUAACAGGGCACGCGAAAAGGUUAGGGAAAGAUUGAGGCAUCAAAGGAGUGUUGACUCUGAUACUACUGAUCUGUCUAGCUCUAUUGCGUCUGAGAGUCAGGUGAGUGAGAACAACGAGAGUCUGAGAGACUCGAGCGAGAGUGAGAAUGAGUACGGGUCUUGGUCGCGUGAUAGGAAUGAGCAUGAGGAUAAUAAUCCUUCAAGUAGGGAACAGUCUCCUGAUCUUGGCGAUGGUGAGAGGGAGAGGGUUAGGCAUAUUGUGCGUGGAUGGAUGGAGAGUGGGAUCAACGACCAUUCAUCUAAUGUGAGGCAGAGAGACAAUAACCGUAGAGGGGAGUGGUUAGGUGAUAGUGAACGGGAAAGAGUCAGGAUUAUAAGGGAGUGGAUGCAAAUGACAAGUCAGCAGAGAGGAGGAGCUCGUGCAACGCCGAGAGAGGAUCAGAGGUCUCUUACUUCAGAAGCUGAUAGGAGUCAUGAUAAUGCACAAGUUGACAGGGUCCGUGUAGCUGCUGCUAACCAUGAAGAAGGGCAACCGCAGAAUGUUCGUCGAGAUUUGAGGAGGCUAAGAGGAAGGCAGGCGUUACUUGAUUUGCUCAUGAGGGCCGAAAGAGAGAGACAGAGGGAACUUCAGGGCUUGUUGGAGCAUCGUGCAGUGUCUGAUUUUGCUCACCGCAACCGGAUUCAGUCACUUCUUAGAGGAAGAUUCUUGCGGAACGAGAGACCUGCAGAUCAAGAGAGAACUCCAUCAAUGGCUUCAAGGGAACUUCUUCAGCUGAGAGAGAGGCAAACUGUUUCUGGUUUGAGGGAAGGGUUUCAUAACGGGAGGGAAAGUAUCGUCGAUGAUAACAGCAGCAACACUGAUAGCGACAAUAGCAAUAAUUCGACAAAUGCUAUAGCAAUUGCUAGAACUUCUGAGAAUUCUCAGCGCAUAAUUGAUGAGAGUUCAACUUCUUCUAUACAAGGGAAUAAUAGUCUCAUCUUGCAUGAUGACUCGGCUAGGUCGGAAAGUAACAUAGAAAAUGCAGAUAUAGAUUGGGAAGAGGAUAAUAAUCAAACAAGGGUUUUACAAGAAGAUGUCUCAGCAGAUGAGAGGCUAGAUUUGCAGCAAACAACGUUGACUGAAUUUAAUGGGUGGAGAAAUGCUAACACAGAUAUAAACUGGGAUGAAACCACAGUCAGUGACUUGCACCGAGAAGCCGAUAGAGUUACGAAUGAUGAAGAUCGCACACAAGAAGGUCAUGGGGUUUGGCAUGAGGAUUCCCCUAGACAAAAUGAUGGGAACCAGCCUGAGACACGGUCAGAAGCCCCAAGGUCUCGCCGUGUAGUCCCAUUAAGAAGAUUAAGUAGGUUCCAUCCACCUGAGGAUGACACCAUUUACAGCAUGGAACUCAGGGAGCUACUAAGCAGGAGAAGUGUUUCUAAUCUACUACAUAGUGGUUUCCGUGAAAGUCUGGAUCAACUGAUACAAUCAUAUUCUGAAAGGAGAGGACACACUCACAUAGACUGGGAUCUGCACGGUAACCUGCAAACAGCAAUCUCAGAUUCCCCAGGGCGUGACACAGACCGCCAAGUGUUUGUACGGAACGAUAACCAGCUUAAUGGCAUCAAUGGGCCACAACAACUGCUUCCAACUCCACCCGUGCCUCCACCUCAGCCAAUGUGGCAACAUGAUUUACACCACACCAGCUGGUCUCGUCACUCAAUGCAUCGGUCUGAAAUGGAAUGGGAGGUAAUGAACGACCUAAGAGGAGACGUGGCGAGGAUUCAGCAAGGAAUGAGCCAGAUGCAGAGGAUGCUCGAAGCCUGCAUGGAUAUGCAGUUAGAGCUGCAGCGUUCGGUUAGACAAGAGGUCUCUGCAGCCUUAAACCGAUCUUCAUGUGACCCAGGUAUGAGCCCGGAAACAUCAGAGGAUGGAUCAAGAUGGAGCCAUGUAAGGAAAGGGACUUGUUGCGUUUGCUGUGACAACCACAUUGAUGCUCUCUUGUAUAGAUGUGGGCACAUGUGUACUUGCUCAAAAUGUGCGAACGAGCUUGUAAGAAACGGAGGGAAAUGUCCUCUUUGUAGAGCACCGAUCAUGGAGGUAAUCCGAGCCUACUCUAUUUUAUAAGCCUCUAAUAUUUAGAGAAGAAGGUAUAUAUAGAAGAAAGGAGCAGCAUAAAGGAAAAAGUCUGAGUGAGAGAGUACAUGUUCGGUUUUGGGGUGAAGGAUUAUAUGUAGUUGUAGUUCCUUCUUCAAAUCCAAAAGUUGAUGUGUAUAUUUAAAUUAUAAAUUACCCAAAAAUGAAGCUAAGAAGUAGUUGAUCGAAGUUCUUCGUACCAUUUCACUUCUAAAAUCAUCAUCCUUGGCUGGGCCGUAUUGUAUUUAGCCCGAAAUAAAUAGGUCCUACUUUUGGG